This is a messenger RNA of Cantharellus anzutake, 3616 nucleotides long. RefSeq names its product BRO1-like domain-containing protein. Bases 133 to 3309 code for a protein of 1058 amino acids. Gene Ontology annotation, cellular component: endosome. Gene Ontology annotation, biological process: protein transport to vacuole involved in ubiquitin-dependent protein catabolic process via the multivesicular body sorting pathway. NCBI's taxonomy places the organism in Eukaryota, Fungi, Basidiomycota, Agaricomycetes, Cantharellales, Hydnaceae. The transcript has 6 exons. Gene Ontology annotation, molecular function: protein binding. The record is from RefSeq and is a predicted model, not a curated record.
CUACGCAGCACCCAAAAGUAGCACUUGACGGCUUGCCGAUCUCCCCAGGCCUUCUUGGCCGCAUCAGCCCCACCUGUUUGAACAUCUUGUUUCGAUCUGACGAGGCUCCGUCUUGGUCGCCCUUUGAUCGCCAUGCCACAGUCGCCAAUGAUAUGGAUUCCACGCAAGAAGACUGAGGAGGUUGACUGGACGACGCCGGUUCGCACCGUUAUUACGAACUCAUAUGGGGAAAGCCCCGACUCGUAUGCCGCAGAGUGCGCCCAGCUUCAACGCUUUCGCCAGGAUGCUGUGAGAGGUGCUGGCUCCGAUCUGACGGCCCGCGAUCUCCUUUACAAAUACUUUGGUCAACUUGAGUUUCUCGAAUUGCGUUUCUCUGAGAUCAAAGUCCCCUUUCCUUGGCAAGAUGCCUUCACCAACAAGCUAACCACCCAAACUUCCCUCGCUUUCGAAAAAGCCAGCAUCAUAUUCCAGAUGGGUGCGACGCAUUCGACUAUUGCAGCAGCACAGAUGCGGUCGGAUCCCGAGGGCCAGAAGCGCGCAUUCCAUUACUUUCGCUGCGCCGCAGGCAUGCUCACCUAUAUAAACGAGAAUUUCCUGCACGCUCCCAGCACCGAUAUGAGCAAAGAGGUUGUUAAAUAUUUGGUCGGCAUAAUGAUGGCUCAGGCGACGGAGAUUUUCUUGGAGAGAGUUAUUAACGAAAAGAAGGGAAAUGCGUUGAUAAGCAAGGUCGCAUCACAGACGGCGUCCUUGUAUGCUGGGUUGACAGAAGAAGUCAAAGAUUUUUAUGGAAAGGGAAUCAUCGACCGCAAUUGGGUAAAUUUAAUUCAGAUAAAAGCCACAUACUUUUCCGCCCUGACCCAUUACCACCGGCAUCUCGUCGAUGAUGCCGCGUCCAAACAUGGGGAUGCCCUUUCGCGAAUCCAGUUAGCUGAAUCCCAAGCUAAGGAGGCACAUAAGACUUGUGUAUCAGCAUUUACACCCUAUUACCUCUCAAUGAGCACACAAUCAUCCGGAAGUAUGUUCAUGGACAUCAAGUGGUCUUCGUAUCCCACUCUUCCACCCGAUGCAUCCUCCGCUCUGACGGAGAUUGCACAAGCCUUAAGCAUUCUCACCAGCUCUACACUCAAAGAGUACUCACGAACAAAUGACCUCAUUUACAAUGCAGUCCCGACACCAGCGGCUAACCUUCCUGCUGUCGAAAAGCUGGUUGUGGCACGUCCCAUUAGUAUACAGGAACUUUAUAAUGGGUCAACAGCGGGCGCCGCUCCAAGUUCCAAACAAGGGCCCUCCGCAGCCGCCCCCUCCCCGUCGGAGAUGCAGCGAGUAAUAGGCCCCGAUCUCUUCGCGAGACUUAUUCCGAUGGCAGUUCACCGUUCCGCAUCGAUAUACUCUGAGGAGAAGGCGAAAGUCGUGCGCGCAGAAGCUGAGAGAUCCGAAAUUGCAGACGCUGCCGCUUCAGAGGCUUUAGGAAAACUCGGACUCCCGGGAGAUCUGAACAGAUGGAAGGAGAUUAUUGAUGCUGAAGAAGGCGGUAGUGAAGACGACGACGGAAUCGCCUCGGGCUUCCCUCAGGAAUUGAAAGUUUGGGGAGACGACAUCCGCCGUGUGGGGGGGUUAGCUGGAUUCAAAAAGUCUCUGAGAGGGCUCGAGGAUCUGAGAGCGAAAACUGCUGAAGAACUUGAUGCGACCCGAAACGAGUUGGACGAAGAAUCCCGGGAGUGCGAGAUUAUGAGGGUCAAGUACGAACACGAGUUUACACAGGCCCCGUCCGCUCCGCUCACCCGCGAACUCCGUGCCGACUUUAAGACACGUUCGGAGACUUUCACUGCAGCGGCUGCUUCCGAUAGUCAGAUCACCAGCCUCCUGAGCGAAUUUGAAGACGACAUUGACCUCCUCCAGAAGGGGGUUCCAUCGUUACUUGCCGUGUGGAAGCAGGCCACGGGUUCAAACGAGCCACAGCCGGGUUUAGACAGUUUACUGGACCUUGACGAGGGCGGUAUGGGAGGACAGGGCGAGAAGGAAAAGGUCCUGAACGAGAUUAAGUCCAGUGUACGAGAGAUCGGGGAAAAGCUUGGCACUUUGAACAAGAUCAAAAGGGAAAGAGGAGUCGUACUAAAGGAUUUGAAAGAAAGAGUGCAGAAUGACGACGUUUCUCACGUUCUCAUUCUCCAUUCCAGGUCCCCAAAUCCAUCCGCAAUAGAACCAACUAUCUUCGCAAACGAACUCGAGAAAUUCCGUCCUUAUCAAGCUAAACUAACUACACUGAUUCAGCAGCAAGAAGCCUUGUUGGACGAAACUGCUGCACUAUGGAAGGCUCUAACAAAAGGCAAGGGUCGAUCAUGGGUGAAAGGCGCGGAAGAGAAAGAGAAAAAGAAAGCGGAAGUCCUUGGUCGGUUUGCAACGGCCUACGACGCGUGGCUAACAAUCAGCCAUGGGCUAGAGAAAGGGACUCAAUACUACAAGCAGCUAGGAGAAUUGGUCAGUGAACUCUACCAGAAGAUCCGUGAGUUCGUUCGACCGAGAACGAGGGAACGAGAAACUAUUGUGGCUCGAAUCGAAACUAAGCGUCGCCUGAAAUCUCCGCCGCCAUCUUCGUCUGCGCCUCCACUGGUUCCUGAGAAACCUCGCGUGCCUCCUCCACCUGGCCCAGCGGGACAGGCACCAAUCCUAUCGGGUUUAUCCUCAUCUUUCUCGGGAUUGGGCCUGUCGUCCCCUGCACCCCCACGUCCGCCAGCGUCUGCUCCUGAACGACGACAAAACAUCCCCACUACGAGUACAUAUUCUUCUCCCCCUCAGGCUCAUUACACUAGCCCAAUACUUCCCCCGCCACCAACUCCCUACAAUCAACCAAACGCAUCGCCACCGUCGCUUGACCCAUAUGCCGACUUGUUCAACACACCUGGAAUUUCCUCCGCCUUCUCGCUAAAUACCUCGUCAAAUUCGCAACAACUCUUUAUUCCACCUCCACCGCUACCUCCAACUAGUCAUUCUUCACCUCCUUCACAACAGACUUCUGGCUACUACAGCGGCUCCUACCCAGCUUUUCCGCCUCCCCCUUCCCGACCACCUGCUCAAUAUGGACAAUAUGGUCUACCUCCCCCACUACCUCCUCCCCCUCCCAGUAUCUCGCCGCCUAGUCAAUACUCUCAAUAUCCGCCACCUCUAGCACUCCAGCAGGCUCAGCCUCAAUUGCAUAGUAACCAAAAAGAAGUUUACUCGAGUCCGGGAAAGAAUCCGGCGCCAACCAGGCCCACAAGCCCGCCACAAUGGUAUGGACAGGACCAUGGCCAACAAGGAUAUGGACGAUAAAAUGGCAUUCUAGGACUGGUUCCCCGCUAGCGCCGGAGCACCACACAUAUCUGUCGCAAAAUAUCAUACUUUUUGUGUUGUUAAUUGUGUAUCUGACCUAACGUAGUUGAUUCAAUUAACGCUGUGAUGUAGGAAACCGACGAGACGAGUCAUCACUUGAAGCAGAGAAGCCCUAUUAGUAUGCGUGUCGCUUCCUUGUCAGGCUGAGCGACUAAUGUAAUGUUAUGCGCUGUGUUAGAAUAUCAAAUAGGGAAAUGUGUAGUGACGAAGAAUAAUGUGUGGCGGGGGCUUUGAUGAAGCAGGAGGG